CAGAAAAAACAAGAUACAUAGAGAAAAAUCAUACACAAACUCUCUCUCUCUCUCUCACUGAUGGUUCAACUUCAUCACUGCUGAAAUCUGUUUGCUCUCUCCCAUGGAAACCAUUCUCUCUUCUCAAUCUCUCUUCCCUCUCAUAAACCACAAAUCUUACUCUCCAACAACCUCUUUGUCCCCUUCUCUCCAUUACUCCAGAUCAAAUUCUCUCUGCCUCCCAAAACCCAUUACCUCAAGCCUCAAGAAAGAGCCUUCUCACUCACUACUAAAACCGCCCUUGUUUUCUUAUGCCCAACAAGGAUUAGCAGCUCUUGCUCUCUCUCUAGCGCUCAACUUUUCUCCGGUUCUCUUGCCUAGUACUGGCAGUGCUUUAGCAUCUGAAUUUGAUGUCCUCUAUGAUGGACCACCCAAAGAAUCAUACGUUGUAGAUGAUGCCGGAGUUCUUAGCCGCGUCACGAGGUCGGAUUUGAAGAGAUUGCUUUCUGAUUUGGAGUCGAGAAAGAACUUCCGCAUCAAUUUCAUCACUGUUAGAAAGCUCACUAGCAAAGCUGAUGCUUUUGAGUAUGCUGACCAAGUUUUGGAGCGUUGGUAUCCCACUGUUGAGGAAGGGAAUAACAAGGGCAUUGUUGUGCUGAUCACAAGUCAAAAAGAAGGGGCUGUCACUGGUGGUCCUGCCUUUAUCCAAGCUGUUGGAGAAAACGUCCUUGAAGCAACUGUAUCAGAAAAUCUCCCUGUCUUGGCUACGGAAGAGAAAUACAAUGAAGCCGUUUUCAGCAGUGCGAAGCGGCUCCCCGCCGCCAUUGAUGGGCUUCCAGAUCCCGGGGGUCCUCAGUUUAAGGAAAACAAAAGGGAAUCGAAUUUCAAAAGUAGGGAAGAGACAGAAGAGAAACGUGGACAGUUCUCCCUAGUUGUUGGUGGCUUGUUGGUGAUUGCCUUUGUUGUUCCCAUGGCACAAUACUAUGCUUAUGUCUCCAAGAAGUAAAGUGAAUAUGACAAUUGUUCCCAUGGCACAAUACUAUGCUUAUGUCUCCAAGAAGUAAAGUGAAUAUGACAAUUGUUCCCAUGGCACAAUACUAUGCUUAUGUCUCCAAGAAGUAAAGUGAAUAUGACAAUCAGAUUUGUCUCUGUAGAUUAUUUCCCGUGAAAGAGACCAUGUAUAACAUGAAGUUAUACAGAUGAUCUUGUUUAAAGAUUGAUGAGAAACUUGUAUUCAGAGGAAAAAAGGCAUGGUGUUUGUUAAAUAUACAAGACACGGAAAUGAAAUUCGGUUCUUGACUUA
Molecule: messenger RNA, 1282 nt
Organism: Morus notabilis
Lineage: Eukaryota; Viridiplantae; Streptophyta; Magnoliopsida; Rosales; Moraceae
Product: UPF0603 protein At1g54780, chloroplastic
Exons: 3
Coding region: 104-985 (293 amino acids)
Source: RefSeq, a predicted model, not a curated record